Messenger RNA from Engraulis encrasicolus (European anchovy), 1943 nucleotides. RefSeq lists its product as uncharacterized. The transcript is spliced from 3 exons. The record is from RefSeq and is a predicted model, not a curated record. The coding region runs from base 729 to 1943 and encodes 404 amino acids. Lineage: Eukaryota; Metazoa; Chordata; Actinopteri; Clupeiformes; Engraulidae.
UUUAUAUCACUGUGUAUGCCUCCAUCUUUUGGACUUUCAUGGACUCAUUCUGUUGCAACAGUUGAGAUCCUUCCAGAACUGUAAGCUUAUUUACAUUGUCAGACCCCUUGCCUUUCAUUGAUGUUGACUGUGCAUUGAACUAUUGUCAUUGUUUGAUGACCUCUUUUAUUUUUUAAUUUCAACCCAUAUAUGUUUGAAAAGUUCUAGACUUUUUCCAUGGGAUGUCUUCGUAUUUGCGGAGUCACCUUAUCCUGGUGUCAUGUUUUCUGUUGAUUGCCAUUACCAUCCUACAUGUGUCUUCAAACCAAAUCAUAUCUCAAAUGUAUUUAUACAUACUAUAUCUAGUUGACUCAAAGUGCUUUGGUGCCCUUGUCCUUGUGUUUGUCCUCACAUUUGCCUGGAGUUCACAUAAUAUUGUAAAUCCUCCUGGAUUUCACUUGUGCUUUAGCAUCUUUAUUACCUCCUUCGAUUUACCCCCCCCCCAAUUCAGUAAAGACAAAAUAAAUUUGAGUCUUUCCCAGUCUUCAUCGCAGUCUGUUCAUCUGAGUGGCAAAGCCUUUGUUCAUUGUACAAAAAAGUCAAUAUAUGUUCAUUUGUGCAACACUAAAGUUUUGAUUACACCUUCAACAUUUUUUACUCAGACAAUUCAUAACUGGGCUUACAGUGUGUUUGUAGAAAUAUAAACAUUACAAUACUUUGCAUUCUGCAGGAAAUCUGGCCUACUGCCAAUGGCCGUACCCUGGCUAGUAGACUGUCCCAACCCCCCUAAAUCUCAAGACACAGUUCGUCCACCACCCCGAAAACGGGUCGCACUUGAAAUUGAGACAACAGACUCAGAGAUCCUGGAUAGCACUGAUGUACUGGCCAGUGUCAGCAAUGACAACACAGUGGAAAAACUGAAAAGAAAAAUUGGCUGCUACAAAUCAAAGCUGUCAAGGCUAAAGAAAAAGACACCAUCUAUCAGCAAACAAACAUUAAAGAGGGAAAUUUCCAAAGUAUUGCCAAAACAAGCCGCACAAUUUGUCAACGAGCAAAUUGAUAAUGCCAAAAAAAAACCAAGGGCCAUUCGGUGGAGCAACUUCAUGAAAAGUUGGGCGUUACAGGUUAAGGGUACAGGGCCAAAAGCCUACCGAACCAUGAGGAGAAUUUUCAAGCUCCCUACAGCCAGGACCCUUUCAAAUAUCUUGCAGAGAGUAGACAUCGGGCCGGGAUGGCAUGAACCUGUGCUGUAUGCACUUAAACAUCAAGUGCAGCAUAUGGAAGAGCGAGAUAGGCACGUUGCCAUCACAUUUGAUGAAAUUACAUUGAAAUGUAGCCUAAAUUAUAACAUCUCGAAAGAUGAAGUAGAAGGGUAUGACGAAGGGGGAAGACCAGCCAACCAUGCAGGGGUUUUCAUGAUCCGUAGUCUAACUGGGAAAUGGAAACAACCCAUAGGGUACUUCUUGUCAUCUGGGACCAUGAAGCAUGGGGUCUUAAAAACCAAAAUCAUGGAGGCGGUGGAAAAGGUGCUUGACACUGGCUUCACUCCCAUGGUGCUGGUAAUGGACCAAGGCAGCAACAACCUGGCAGCCUGUAGAAACCUGGGUAUAACAGAAGAAAAACCGUACUUCUUUGUCAAAAGCCAGAAGAUUCAUUUUUUAUUCGACCCCCCCCAUUUAAUGAAAAACAUCAGAAACAAUUUGCGAAAAUAUGGAUUUUACAUAGGGGACAAAUUGGCAGAAUGGGGAGACAUCACUGAAAUGUUUAAAAUUGAUUCACAAAGACAACACCGAAUGGCACCCAAGUUAACCCAACGGCAUCUGUCCCUCACUGCCUUUUCAACAAUGAGUGUGCCUCUCGCCACUCAGGUUCUUAGUCAUUCUGUUGCGGCUGCACUGCUCACCAUGGCAGACAUGGGGAAGCUAAGAGAGGGGGCAAAAACAAACGACGGCAGAUUUUUGUAG